Molecule: messenger RNA, 4352 nt
Organism: Sebastes umbrosus (honeycomb rockfish)
Lineage: Eukaryota; Metazoa; Chordata; Actinopteri; Perciformes; Sebastidae
Gene: slc4a5a
Product: solute carrier family 4 member 5a
Exons: 26
Coding region: 188-3616 (1142 amino acids)
Biological process (GO): transmembrane transport; regulation of intracellular pH; bicarbonate transport
Cellular component (GO): plasma membrane
Molecular function (GO): sodium:bicarbonate symporter activity; solute:inorganic anion antiporter activity; monoatomic anion transmembrane transporter activity
Source: RefSeq, a predicted model, not a curated record
GCCCUGAUAGAGAGAGAGACAGACAGAGAGAGACAGACAGACAGUCAGAUAGAAAGCUUUCCUCUUUGCUGAGUUUGUUCCCUUCACUCGUAGUUGGAGCUCCAGUGGCAUGUUUCCAUUGAUGCAACCCUCCGAGCAGCUCACACCUUUACUGCUUUCACUCGUUGCAGCUAACAUCUGAUCCAGGAUGGACCAUGGAGACCGAGGGAUGGGCGUCUCUCACCUUCGCUACGAGGAGGAGGAGGACCAUCAGUCCAUCUACAUCGGUGUCCCAGUGCCGCGAGGCUAUCGACGCAAACGCAGGCGAAGGCGCUCCAGUCGUGAGGCUGCCGACAUGGACAGGGAGCGACGCUAUAACCACCACCGACACCAAGAGCCCGACCGCUACAGAGACAUGGACAUAGAGGAAGGACUGAUGGACUCAAACGAGCAGAGUCUCCAAGACAUCAACCGCACCAUGUCUCCGGCGGCCGAGCGUCUGCGUUACAUCCUGAAUGAGGACGAUGACAUGCCCACGCCGACGCUCUUCACUGAGAUGGACACUCUGCAGCGGGAAGGAGACGAGCUGGAGUGGAAGGAGUCUGCCAGGUGGGUGAAGUUCGAGGAGAAGGUGGAGGAGGGAGGAGAAAGGUGGAGUAAACCACACGUGUCCACGCUGUCCCUGCAUAGUCUGUUUGAGCUGAGGACGUGUCUCCAGACGGGGACGGUGCUGCUGGACCUGGACGGCUACUCACUGCCUCAGAUUAUUGACGACAUCAUUGAGAGACAGAUAGAGGAAGGUCUGAUCUCUCCUGAGCUCAGAGAGAAGAUCAGCUUCGUCCUGCUGAGGAAACAUCGACACCAGACCAAGAAGCCCAUCCACCGCUCGCUAGCUGACAUCGGAAAGUCCAGCUCUUCCACCGGUCGUAAUGUGGGGCCCCGUGGUGGACCGGGUCUGGGACCAGGUCCAGGUCCAGGGCCGAUGGCCAACUUUAACCGAUCCACAGAGGACCUCCGGAUGAAACAGCAGUCUGCCAACUACGGUCGCCUGCGUCACGCCCAGAGUCGGAGCAUGAAUGAUAUUGCAGAUACUCCCAGCACAGACCAGCUAAAAAAUAAAUUCAUGAAGAAAAUCCCCCGAGACGCCGAGGCAUCCAACGUCUUGGUGGGUGAGGUGGAUUUCCUCAACAAACCCUUCGUGGCCUUUGUCCGCCUGGCCCAGGCUACAACACUCGGAGGUCUCACGGAGGUCCCUGUUCCCACCAGAUUCCUGUUUAUUCUCCUGGGACCUCAAGGAAAGGCCAAGUCCUACAACGAGAUUGGCCGAGCCAUAGCAACCCUAAUGGUGGAUGACCUCUUCAGUGAUGUCGCCUACAAGGCCAGAGAUCGGGAGGACCUCAUCGCAGGCAUAGAUGAGUUUCUGGAUGAGGUGAUUGUGUUGCCGCCUGGAGAAUGGGAUCCCAAAAUCCGCAUUGAGCCGCCCAAGAAAGUCACGUCGGUUGACAAAAGGAAGUCGGUGUUCUCCUUAAACGAGCUGGGCCAGAUGAACGGUACGGCUGGAGGAGGAGGAGGCCUGGCUGAGGAUGAAGAGAUGCCUCCGCAGCAUGAGCUCGGAGAGGAGCUGGCAUUCACCGGUCGCUUCUGUGGUGGUCUGUACCUGGACAUAAAGAGGAAGUUGCCGUGGCUACCCAGUGAUAUCUAUGAGGGUUUCCACAUCCAGUCCAUCUCUGCAGUGCUCUUCAUCUACCUGGGCUGCAUCACCAACGCCAUCACCUUCGGUGGUCUACUGGGAGAUGCUACCGACAACUACCAGGGUGUGAUGGAGAGCUUCCUGGGCACAGCUCUGGCCGGCUCUGUCUUCUGCCUCUUCAGUGGUCAGCCCCUCAUCAUCCUCAGCUCCACUGGACCCAUCCUCAUCUUUGAAAAGCUCCUCUAUGAAUUCAGCAAGAGCAACGACAUCGACUACAUGGAGCUGCGUCUGUGGAUCGGCAUGCAUUCCUGCCUGCAGUGUCUCAUCCUGGUAGCUACAGACGCCAGUUACAUCAUCAAAUACAUGACGCGCUUCACUGAGGAGGGCUUCUCCAGCCUCAUCUCCUUCAUCUUCAUCUCUGACGCCAUCAAGAAGAUGGUGGGCUCCUUCAAAUAUUACCCCAUCAACACCGACUUCAAGCCCGACUACGUCACCACCUACAAGUGUGAAUGCCUGGCUCCAGACCUGAUUCCAGCUCCAGAUAACAGCUCCAGUGUCUCUGGGUUGAAUGUGACAGGUCUAGACUGGAGCCAGCUGAGCAAGAAGGAGUGUCUGACGUACGGAGGCUCUCUGGUGGGAAAGUCCUGCAAGUUCGUCCCCGAUCUGGCCCUCAUGUCCUUCAUCCUCUUCUUCGGCACCUAUUCCAUGACCGUCACCCUCAAGAAGUUCAAGUUCAGCCGCUACUUCCCCACCAAGUUGAGGAAACUCAUCAGUGACUUCUCCAUCUUCAUGUCCAUCAUGACGUUCGUGGGGCUGGACAUGUUGAUGGGACUCAAAACUCCCAAACUGAUCGUCCCCACAGAGUUUAAGCCAACUCGGCCGGGUCGCGGCUGGCUCGUGAUGCCGUUCGGUAAGAACCCGUGGUGGAUCUACCUGGCCAGCUCUGUCCCUGCCCUCCUCGUCACCAUCCUCAUCUUCAUGGACCAGCAGAUCAGCGCCGUCAUUGUCAACCGCAAGGAGAACAAACUCAAGAAAGGCUGUGGCUACCACCUGGAUCUGUUCUGGGUGGGUAUCCUGAUGGCCGUCUGCUCCUUCAUGGGCCUGCCCUGGUAUGUCGCUGCCACCGUCAUCUCCAUCGCCCACAUCGACUCUCUGAAGAUGGAGAGCGCGUCGAGCGCUCCCGGAGAGCAGCCUCAGUUCCUCGGGGUCAGAGAACAAAGAAUGACGGGUAUUUUGGUGUUUGCCCUCACCGGAGUCUCCAUCUUUCUCGCUCCAGUAUUGAAGUUCAUCCCCAUGCCCGUGCUGUACGGUGUCUUCCUCUACAUGGGCGUAGCUUCCCUCAGUGGGAUCCAGUUCUGGGACAGGAUUAAGUUGUACAUGAUGCCGUCCAAGCACCAGCCCGACUUCUCCUACCUCCGCCAUGUUCCUCUGAGGAAGAUUCACCUGUUUACACUGAUCCAGAUCGCAUGUCUGGCUGUGCUCUGGACCCUCAAAUCCACCUUCUUGGCCAUCAUCUUCCCCGUUAUGAUUCUGGGUCUGAUGGUGGUCCGGAAGAUGCUGGACAUGGUCUUCUCCCAGCACGACCUGGCCUGGAUGGACGACCUCCUCCCUGAGAAAGAGAAGAAGAAGAAGGAGGACGAUAAGAAGAAGGAGAAGAAGAAGCCCAAAGCAGACGACAGCGAGGAGGAGGACAAGAGCCAUGUCUACUCCAACCACUCCCCCAGUCCCGAGUCCGACCUGGACCGCAGUGUCUUUGGUAACUGGAGCUUGCCCUUCCUCAGCAUCACCCUCCACCUGAAGAUCUCGUGCCCGUCGUCUCCAGCCAUGCCCCUGGGCCGAGGGAUGGCAUGCCCCGUGCCCCAGGUCAAGAUCGAGAUGGAAUCGGACUACGACUCGGACAUCGACCACCACCGCCCUCGGGACAUGAGCAGCGAGACCACGUUAUAAAGCUCAGACUCUACUCGUCUUGUUGACAGAACAACGCACGUCUAGUUGUGUGUGUGGGCAGCCAGUGCUGACCCAGGGUCAGUACGAGGUGGCACAGACUGACAGACGGCCGUCUACAGACUGAUCCAAAUCAAUGCAGUCGGACAGCUUCAACUUUGAGCUUUUAAAUUGGUUGAAUAAUAUAUAAAUACUAAAUGUAUUUGUUUACUUGCAUGAUGUAAAUGUCCAUAACAACAGAGGAAAUAUGUAUCUGUAUGUUCUGUAUAGGAUUAUGUAUUCAAUGUGAAAAUAUUUAUCUAUAUACAUACAAGCUAUAUAUUAAUAUUGUACUAUUACUUUAAAUCUUUACUAAUCUUGAAAUCGGUACAAUGUCAAAACCUAUUGUCCAAUCAUUUCAUCUGUGCCCAGACUUUGACUUGAGGCAGGAAAUGUGAAAACAAACAACUAUUUACCACGAGCUCGUAAAGUCUCCUGUCUAUGUUAGUCUUCGGUGUUUGUCUCAGUGUGCCGUAGUGGGCCUCGGUUUAUCUGGAACAAAAAGAAACAACCAAAAAGUCCUGAUGUUGCUGAGCAGGAUGGAUUUAUUGAGCCAGAUGUAGCGUACAGGUUUCUAUUUGUGUUUUUACUCUCAAAGACUCUGUAUGAGAACACGAUUAACUUCCAACACAACACGUAUGACAGUAACAACAAGUUGACAGAUAUAUAAUUGAUGUCAUUAAAAUGCCAUUAUUCCAAA